Messenger RNA from Rhododendron vialii, 1288 nucleotides. RefSeq names its product transcription factor bHLH147-like. Gene Ontology annotation, biological process: regulation of DNA-templated transcription. Lineage: Eukaryota; Viridiplantae; Streptophyta; Magnoliopsida; Ericales; Ericaceae. Bases 243 to 872 code for a protein of 209 amino acids. The transcript is spliced from 2 exons. The record is from RefSeq and is a predicted model, not a curated record. Gene Ontology annotation, molecular function: protein dimerization activity.
CCCACUUCUCCACCCCUUCGAUUCCGCACCAAACAAACCCAGACUCUCUCUCUCUCUCUCUCUCUCUCUCUCUCUCUCCGUAUACAUCCACAGAGACAGUUCUACAUCGAUUUAUCGAAGUUUAUACCUCAUCGGAACCAGACCGACAAGCUGUUUUCGAACUAUCAUUCCGUUUGUUCCUCCAGGAGGUUUAUAGAUACAAUAUAUACCUUAUCCGAUCCGAACCAAACAGGAAUUUUUCGAUGGCGUCGACUCUGAUUUCGAAUCCUAUGACGACCACAGACAGAUCGCGCGAAUCAUCAAAGCGUAGAAAGAAGAAGAAAGCCCUGACCACCACCACAACCGAACCUCAACAAAACCCCAACCAAUGGAAAUCCGAGGCCCAACAGCAAGUGUACUCUUCAAGACUCCUGACGGCCCUCCGCCAGGUCCGGCUCGGGUCUCCCCCCUCUGCCCCGCGACGUGGCCGGGCCGUUCGCGAGGCCGCGGACCGAGUGCUGGCCGUGACUGCCAAGGGGAGAACCCGGUGGAGCCGGGCCAUAUUGAAGAACCGGCUCAAGGUUAAGUUCUUGAAGAGUAAAAGGCAGAGAGUGAGGGUGACUGGUAAUAGCCGGUUGGAGAAGAAGCCGAAAGUUAGUGUCUUGAGGUUGAAGGCCAAGAACUUACCGGCUGUGCAGAGGAAGGUUAAGGUUCUCGGCCGGUUGGUUCCCGGUUGCCGGAAAGAGGCGUUACCGGUGAUUUUGGAAGAAGCAACGGAUUAUAUUGCUGCCUUGGAGAUGCAGGUUAGAGCCAUGAGCGCUCUCGCUGAGCUGGCCGAGCUGCUAUCUGGAGCUGGCUCUUCUAGCAGCUCGGCUGAGAGUCAACAACGGUAAGGUUGUCCCAAUAUGACCUGACCUGACCUGGUGGUCACAGGCUUGAAUGGUCAAAACAAAAUGCUCCUCUUGCGGGUUAAGACGGCCUACAUUCGAUAUUGCUUCAGAUUAGCGGGAGGCUCGUGCAGUGGGUAGCUCUUCUUUUAAUUUUUCAUUUUUUCCCCUCUCUAUGAAGAAUUCUCUGUUAAAUACCAUCUGUCUUGUUUUCUCUUUGGGUUCAUUUUUAAAUGGUAGUUUCAUAUCCUAUGGAAGAUAAAACCAUUUUGAAUAACGUGGGUGAGACGUAAAGAAUCCUUUUUUUUCUCCCCUCUUCCUUCAUUGGAUCGAGAAUUUGUUGAGAGAUAUGUUAAGAGGGAAGAGGUAAGUUCAAGAAUUAUUUACCUUAAAUUGUAAAGAGAAAUUCCUUAUUUUUCUUA